Messenger RNA from Hyalella azteca, 2782 nucleotides. RefSeq names its product glucose dehydrogenase [FAD, quinone]. NCBI's taxonomy places the organism in Eukaryota, Metazoa, Arthropoda, Malacostraca, Amphipoda, Hyalellidae. Gene Ontology annotation, molecular function: flavin adenine dinucleotide binding; ecdysone oxidase activity. The record is from RefSeq and is a predicted model, not a curated record. Bases 214 to 1758 code for a protein of 514 amino acids. The transcript has 12 exons.
GUACAGAGUGCAACAGCAACGGUCAGCAACGAGGCGUGUGAAGCCGCAUAGAUCUGUGUUUUAUGAAUGAUAUCUUAUAUAUAUUUUAGUUUGCAUAGACUCAUUUGUUUGGACUAAGAAAAUAAAAUAAACUUAUAACGGAGGUCCAAUAACUUCAGGGUAUAGCCCAGUAGAUAUAUAAUCAGUUCAGAGUGUUCAACACAAUUCGUCACCAUGAGCUCUUUAUCAGUUAUGAGUCUCAUAACAAAGUUAGCUGCUAUUAUUGCUGGGAUAUUCACGCAGCCAACAGUUUAUCCUACGAGUGUUAUGCCUCAGGAUACAAUCGUCGACUUCAUCGUAGUGGGCGCAGGCUCAGCGGGCAGUGUGGUGGCUGGUCGACUCUCCGAGGUGCCGGAAUGGGAGGUGCUGGUGUUGGAGGCCGGAGGACAACCGCCCACGUUCACAAAAAUUCCGUUGCUACAAAUUGCUUCUUCCUUACCGAACUUAUCUUACGUCAACCAGUAUCCGAUAAUUGCUCAAAAAUACUCUAGUCAAUUUUACGUGGAUCGAAGGUACAUGACGGGGAAAAUGAUCGGAGGAACAGGCGCCAUCAAUCGGAUGAUCCACAACCGAGGCAACCCCCAAGAUUACGACAAUUGGGCCCAGUUAGGAAACCCAGGCUGGGACUGGGAAACAGUUUUGAAAUAUUUCAAGAAAUCUGAAGAUUACCGAAGUCCCAUGAAGCCUAGAGAUGCUCCAUUCCGUGGGAUCGGCGGUCCUAUGAGCGUGCAGAAAGUUGGCUGGAUGCCGCCGGUUGGUAGACUUGCUAUACAGGCUGGCAUGGAGGUGGGCUUACCGGAAAUCGACUACAACACAGAUACAAAAAUCGGUAGCAGUAUUUUACAGCUAGCAACGCGUAAUGGCGAGCGAGUGACUUCGGCAGAUGCAUUUUUAAAGCCAAUCAUGCAGCGCAAAAACCUGAAGCUACAAAUCAACUCUCAAGUUAUCAAGAUACUACUGAAUAAAAACAACGAUGCAAUCGGAGUCACAUAUGUUCAUAAAAAUAAGGCAAGUUUAACAUCAGGUCCGUUGAGUGUUCCUACUGGUGCCUGCGCAUCGUAUUUGCUGAAUGUCCACAAUCCAGAUGAGCCAACCGUCCCGGACAUUCAAGUGUUCCUGGGAUGUGCGCUUGAAGGACUAGACUAUGGUCUUUUCUCCUUGGGCGGCUUCCAAGAAUCAGUCCGAGAAUAUUAUCGACCGACGCUGGGUAGAGAUGGUUUCAUCAUGCUUCCGAUGCUGUCCAGACCGAAGAGCGUCGGGACGGUGACCCUCAAGUCUAGGAACCCCUUCGACCCGCCCGUCCUGGACGACAAUUCACUCAGUCACCCCGACGACGUCGAGCUUAUGGUCAAAGCUGCUAAGGCUUCACUGAAGUUAGGGAAUGCCAAGAUCUUCCGUAGGGCGCUCGGAGCUGAACCUCUCAAAAAACCAAUUCCUGGCUGCGCGCAUCUUGAGUUCCAGUCCGACGACUACUGGAGAUGUUUCGUGCGCGGCAUGACGGGUGUGAUGUUGCACAUCAGCGGCACCUGCAAGAUGGCUCCAGACUCCGACCCCAUGGGGGUGGUUACGUCGCGGCUCAUCGUGCGAGGUGUCAGGAAUUUACGCGUCAUGGACGCGUCAAUCAUGCCUCAAAUAGUUUCCGGCAACCCGAACGCCCCGGUGGUCAUGAUAGGGGAAAGAGGGGCAGAUCUAAUCAAAGAAGAUUAUGGAAAAAUUUAACUGAAUAUCAAUUAACUUGGGACUUCCCUUGUAGACGCGGCCGGGACAGGACGUGCCGCGGUUGGCUCGAACUGAAGUAAAUCGUUGACGUUCAUUUUUUUUGUUGGCUAGUUUUUAAUUGUACAGCUUGCCUUCAAGUGAAGCAAUUCAGUGUUUCGGCGGAAAAGAAGGGAAGUCAGUAAAAAAUAGUACAAUUGUUCAGUGUAAAAGUGUUCAGAAAAUUACUCCUUUAUUUAUAAAAAUACUUGGCAAAAACAGCUCUGUACAAUGAAAUUAUAGCAUUCAAUACGUGAAGCAGUGAAACGUUUACAUUAAGUGUCAGGUGUUUAAAUUGAAUCAGUGAAACAAAUAAGAGAGUUAAGCUGUAGUAAGUGAGGGAAGCUGCAAGUGUGCUCGAACUGAAGAUAUUCAUGAUUUCCAGUCGACACUACAGCGCGGUAUGUGAGCCCAGCGUUUCGAGCUCAAAGUUUUGCGGUCAGUGUAUGAGCUCAUUGUAAUUCAGUGAUAUUCAGUGUUAUAGUGUAAAAUAUCCAGUGCAAUAGUAUAAUGAGAAAAACAAGGUAAGAUGGCUAAAUAUGUUGUGAUGCAACUCCCUAUGGGUAGUUCGUUCAUAAUUUUCAAGGAGCUUUUCAAUGCGGCACUUUUACUACAGAGCAGCAAAUGCAUUAUUCAUUCAUCUAAAAUGUACAGAAUUACCUAUUUAUUGCCUUGUUCGGCUCGACCAGACCAGAGUCUCCUAUGAAUGUAAGAACUGCGUGGUGAGCAUUUGUGAAAGUUUCAAAGAAAGCGAAACUAAGCUUAUCGCAGCCAUGGAAGAAAAACCUAAACUGAUGGGUGCGUGCCCGGUGGUGCUGGCCACAUCUUUCGAUUGCCACCUCCUCUUCCCUUGCAGCGAACUGUACUCUUGCCUCGCCCACUACCCCCUCUCCCACCUCUUCCCUCACUUCCAAACCUACCUCUACCGCCAGCCUUAGAGUACCCACACAGUGAAAGCAGGUUGCCAGCGUGCUGGUUACUGCUGAGG